Stereum hirsutum FP-91666 SS1 is the source of this 3649-nucleotide messenger RNA. RefSeq lists its product as uncharacterized. Gene Ontology annotation, cellular component: cell tip; Golgi to plasma membrane transport vesicle. Lineage: Eukaryota; Fungi; Basidiomycota; Agaricomycetes; Russulales; Stereaceae. The transcript is spliced from 3 exons. Gene Ontology annotation, molecular function: guanyl-nucleotide exchange factor activity. The record is from RefSeq and is a predicted model, not a curated record. Bases 17 to 3409 code for a protein of 1130 amino acids. Gene Ontology annotation, biological process: exocytosis.
CAACGACUCGGGAUAUAUGUCCAAUGACAAUAACGACACCACCGACCAGUCGACUCCGACAGUCACGACGGCGACGACCACAGCCCCGACGGUCGACACGGCAGCUGCAAACGGCGAACGAGCUCUGAACGAUACCCCGGCCACACCUCUGUCGAGAAGACCGAGCAAUGCUGAUGCACAAGCGCAGGUUAUUGCUUCGUUGCGCGAACAGGUCCAGGAUCUCUUCUCACAGGUCACAGAGUUAAACAACAAGCUCGUGAAGUCCUAUGACCGUGUCUCUGACCUCGAAGAUGACCUUCAUAUUUCUUCCUCUAACCUUCGCUCUUCGUCGCUCAAAAUUUCGAACUUGGAGUUAGAGCGUUCGCAGCAUCUGUCUGCUCUCAACACAGGUUUGUUAGUAGAGAAAGAUCAGGUCACUGCCGAACUCACUCGUCUCAUGGAAAAGGCGACAGAGGAGGCCGCUCAACGCGGCCAAGCAGAGUCUGCCAGAGCAGAAAUCGAGAAGGACCUUGACGAUCUCUCCGCUGGUCUGUUCAACCAAGCCAAUACCAUGGUCGCAGAAGCUCGGUUCGGACGCGCAGUCAGCGAACGGAAGGCGGAGGACGCUGAACGCGCUUUGAGGGAGACGGAGGAGGUUGUGCGUUUGAUGCAGCUGCAGAUGCAGGAGUUGCAGGAGGAGAAGGAGGCGUCGGAGAAGAAGGUAGAGGAGAUGAGCAUGACCAUGGGCAAGGGCAAAUGGAUUACACGGACACCUUCGCCCUCUCGUGGACGUAUUUCGCCUCGGCUACUCAGCAGUCAUCUUCCAUACCAGGAGUUCUUGAUGUUUGUGGCACAUCUGCGAACUCUGAGACCAAACUCGACACAAGUGCCGGCCAUGUCGACUCUGCUCCCACUCCCAUUCCUCUCCCGGCUAGCCACUGAAGACACCGAGCCUACGGUUCGCCUCGACCUUGCACCCUCUCUGAAUUGGCUCACUCGCCGCUCUGUCCUUUCCGCCAUUCAUUCUGGCCAACUCUCCAUCGAACCCAUUUCUGCGACUGCUCUCCUCGAAUGCACCAUCGCCUCGCAGAACUCCCUUCCCGUCCCCACUAACAGCAAUCCAGGCAUCUGCUGCGCACUCUGUGGCACCUCGCUUACCGACGGCUCAUCCCCCGUCAAGAAUCACUCGAGCAACAAUUCCUGGGGUUCCUCUAUCUUUAAAGAUGCCCUUUCCCGAUCCCUCUCCAACCAGAAAUCAAGUCCUCCCUCAUCGCCGCCGCCACAACAGAACUCGUUCUCCAACACCAACCCGAACAACCUCCCUUCUCAAAUAUAUAUCUUUAAGCUAGUCACCACCACCACCACUCUCCCUCAGAGCCCGAACGCGAAGAACCAAACCACCGUAUAUCCCCUCUGUCCCUCCGGCUGGUGCCUGACACGUCUCCGGACGACAUGUUCCCUCUGGGCGUUCGUGCGGACCGGUAUCGUAGAGAAAGUGUGGGAGGAAGAAGUCCCUAGUCUUCCACCACCACUACCAAGGAAGGAUUCCUCCGACGGUAGACCGUCCAUACCUCCCCGACGAAAGUCAAAGAUGGGAGGUCUUUGGGGCAUGGCUUCGGCCUUGGGCAUGGACCGGGGCCUGAGCUGGGGCGAAGGCAAUUCGAGGUCUGGUUCACCUAGUAACGAGAAGUCAGAGAAGUCUGUGAUGGGCUCACCAAAGGUCCCCCCUCCAACGCAUCCUACGCACUCACCCAGCAUCGCGAAGAGAUUCGUAGCUCCUAUUGCUACGAGUGCCACGGCCGCACCUCCACCCCCACCUCUUCCUACGCGGAAUCGAUCUCGGACGAUUGUGCAGCAUAAUGUGGUACCGGCGCCGGCGGGAGAGAUUUCCGAAGAGUCGUCGAUGUAUAGCAAGGCCAGCGAGGAGGAACAAAGGAUCGGGGAAGUGAUGCGUCUGAGGGGCGGAGCGGCGUCGAGCGAGAGUCUUCCCGAGCCUGAGACAGAGACAGAAGAGGGCGAACUUCGACCCUCGACUUCAAAUGAGACCAACCAGGACGCUUUCCACACCCCUACGGACGAGCCAGCAGAAUUUUCUGUCCCAUCGUCUCCCACCCCGGCGGCCGCAGCUCCAGCACCAGCUCCAACACCGGCUCCUGCUCCUGCCCCUGCUGCGCGCGCUUCAGUAUCUUCCCGAACCUCCAUGGACGCUCCUACAGCCCGUUCCGCCUCCCCCGCCACGCCUAGCUCGAAGCGUAACUCUGUUACAGGUGUACCUUCAAGAACAGGCUCUCCGGCUCCUCCGCCCGUACCUCGUCGUGCAGCCGCACGCAACCGUCCUGUACCACCUCCACCUCCUUCAGGACCUCGUCCACGUUCUGCGACUGGAUCUUCGCCGACACCUGAGCCUGUAUCCUUACCCGCAGUCGAGCCAACGCAACCACCAGCUCCUGCAACUGCGACAGAGGAGACGAGCGCCUCUGUGCCAGCCCCUGUUCCCGAGGAGCCGGCGACACAGUCUGCUUCCGCUCCUGCUCCCGCGACGGAAGCUAAUCCUGACACUGAUGCAGCCGAGGUAUCGGUUCCUCCUCCUCCACCAACAAGCGCUGGAGAGCCUAUUGUCGAGGAACCUGCUCCUGCGACAGAUAUUCCGCCGUCAGAUUCUCAGGAGGUGAAAGACGAGGUCGAGAAACCCGCGCAGCCUUCUACUCCUACGCACCCACCUACUGAGGCCAUCGACCCCGCAACUGAACCUGCCCCUGCCGCGGGAGCAGAAGCAGCAGAGGUGGCCUCCGUGAUAGACGAGCUCAGGGAUACGAAGCACCACCGCGACGAGUCUCAAGAACUCGUCUUCACAGCCGGCUCAGACUACGACUCUGAACCGCCUCAUUCCGCGCCCUUGCAUCCGCCUACCAUCCCUGCGCCUCAUUCCACGCUCGAGACGAGCACGACUGCGGAGGAGCUGAUGAGGGAGGCUGAGGCUGGGGAACAUGAAGAGGAGGAGCAUGAUUCGUUUGCUCCAUUGCCUGUGGUGCCUCCUGUGACUGCGCCUGCGCCGACGACGGCGGCGACGCCGCCGUUACCGGCGAGGAGUCGGGGGCGGUCGGGGUCUAUUAUGCAGCCUCCGCCUCCGCCUAAGUUUGCGAGUAGGAGGGUUGCGCCGAUUAAUGGCGUUGGAGGUGGUGUUAAUGGGGUCUCCCCUCUUGCCGUCGCUAUUAUGAAGGAGAAGAUAGAGCCUGUAGUGGAGGAGGAGAGCGAGAAGGAGAAUCUCAGUGUCGAUGUGAACGUAGGUGAGAAGGGGGAGAAGGGUCAGGGAUCGGGAGUGGACGGGGAGAUUUAUGUGGGCGAGGCGACGUGGGAGGAGAGGACUUGGAAGGAGUUGGUUAGGUUGAGGGAGGAGAUGUUUUGGGCGAGGAUUGGGGGUGUGCGAUAGGUUGAUAUGUUGAGUCUCAGACGCUGUUUAGCGGGUGGAGGAUCGGGGUAUGUUAGGAGACGGACUGGUUGCUCGUAAUGUGUAGGUCUCUGCUCGGUCGGUUGGAUCUCUCGAUAUUCUGUUAAGCUACAGUUUUGUUGUUGACUGUGAGAGUUGUGAUGAGUUAUGGUGUAUGGUCGUCGCUAAAUUUUAUAUGGGAUGGAUCUAGAUAUAGUCAUUCGAAUAAUAUUAUGUUGGUCA